GACACUGGCGGGCGCCGUUAGCGAGUCCAAGUGAACUUGGAGAUUUGGAAUCACAGAAAGGACUCCCUCAAUAUUCCUAGUCUCCUCGCUAGGGUACCCUUUUUCUUCUCUUUCGAAAUAACAGCGGCCUUGCUGGUGUCCGUGACCACGGAGGAAGGUGGCGUCGCGAGCUGAUUACGUACACCCAAAGGUUAUCAGUAACAAAUCGGUUUCUAACGAAAACCGUAAAAACGAUUCGUUGUAACAAAGGCUACGUGCUUCGAGACACUCCAGCUGCCCAGGAAAAGCAACUUUUGUGUGGCAAACUUUUCAGCCCCCGCGGUCCACAAACCGAGGGCCAACGGCGCCGCGCCUCACAGUGCUGCAGCACGGCGCGUGCGCAAACUGCUCUCAGACGGCUGACGGAGGCCGAGAAGAAAAAAGGCGGGAGCCACUAAUCCCGGGUAGAGCAAAAUGGCGCGGGAGAAUGAGCUGCGGGAGUUCACGCACAGCUUCUUCGGAGGCCGCCCUGACCUCAGCACGCUCACGCACUCCAUCGUGCGGCAGAAGUUCUUGGCUCACACGGGUCGCAACCAUUUGGAACCCGAGGAGAAGCAGGCGCUGAAGCGACUGGUGGAGGAGGAGCUACUGAAGAUGCAGGUGUGGGUGGAUGAAGCUGGAACCAGGCAAGAGAAGUCAGACCUCACCAAGAAGGUGAAGAGGCCUUCCACCUUCUGCAGUGACCAAGAAAGAAAAAGGUUCUGCUUCAAUUCAGAAUCAGCGUCCAAGUCUGCAGUCUCCAGUCCAGACUGCUUUGGAAGCCCAGCAAAGAACAGGACGGCAGAAGCAGAAAUCAGCCCCGCCGAGGAGGAGCAUCCAAGGCAGGCCUCAGAGAAAGCAGUUGAGAACAGUGACGGAGAACGGCAAAGGGACCAGCCUGUAAAGCAGCUGGCAAAGAUGAGAUCAGAGGAGAGCAGUGAGGAAGAGGAGAGCUUAGGGGAGGAACAGGAGGAGGGCUCUGUAAGAAUAAGAAAGAUCUUGAAGGAAAAGGACAGUGAGGAAGGUGAGGAAGAAAAAGAAUAUAAGAGUGGGACUACAAAGAAACCUAUGACCAAGAAUGAGCAGGCACCAGGCAAGGCCUCAGCCAGUAAGCACCAGACCAGGGAGGAAAUCGAGGACAGUGAGGAAGAGCCUGUCCAGAGGAGAGCAAAGCAGUCUGGGGGAAGUAGAGAAGCUAAAAGCCAUGAGGAAAGUGAAAAGGAGAGUGAGGAGGAGGAGUGCCUAGCCACAGAAAAGGAGAACAUGGAGGAGAAGGACAAAGAUGGGGAGGAAGAAGGGGAGGAUUGGAAACCCAGAGCUAGGAGCAAAGGAGCCAAAAAGUCAGCUUCGGAGGGGAAGAGGUGUAAGCAAGAAAGCAGGGUGGGGAGGCUGAGUGACUCGGGGGACAGUGGGGAAAAAGAGGAAGAGGCAGCAGACAGUGGAGAUAGCAGUGGGAGAGGCAGAGAGCCUCCAGUGUACAGGAAGAGCAAGGACAGAACCCUGGGUCAGGGUAGGAAAAGGCAGAACAGAAGCAGUGAGGAUGAAGACAGCUGCAAGGUGCAAGCACCUGCUCAGGGCACUGCAGAGACAGCCAGACCAGGCAGUGCCACUGGUGAGGAGAGUGACUCGGAAAGGGAGGUAAGUGACAGCGAGGCAGUGGGGAGCCCCAAGGGAGAGAGGAAGACCCACUCUUCCAAGAAGAGCUCUAAGAAAGGCAGAACACGAAGCUCCUCUUCCUCUUCCGAUGGAAGCCUGGAGCCCAAAGACAGGAAGGCUAGUUCUGGUUGCCAUGGAGAGGACCACCCAGCUGUGACCAGGCUGAAGCGCUACAUUCGGGCCUGUGGUGCCCAUCGAAACUAUAAAAAGCUGCUGGGAUCCUGUCGCUCACACAAGGAGUGCCUGAGUGUACUCCGGGCAGAACUGGAGGCCCUGGGCAUGAAGGGUAACCCUUCCUUGGAGAAGUGUCGGGCUCUGAAGGAGCAGCGGGAAGAGGCAGCGGAGGUGGCCUCCUUGGAUGUUGCCAACAUCAUCAGCAGUUCAGGCCGGCCACGUAGGCGCACCGCCUGGAACCCUUCCGGAGAAGCAGCCCCCUUUGGGGAGCUGUACCGCCGGACCCUGGACUCAGAGGAGGAGCAGCCUCGCCAGGCCCCCCCAGACUGGUCACACAUGCGAGGCAUCAUCAGCAGUGAUGGCGAGAGCAACUGAGUGCUCCCAUCCCCUAGGAGGGACCUUUCCGUGUGUACAAAGUGCAUACAGCAUCCCGUGCUCUCAACCUGAAAAGCAAAAGCAGCUUUCUUCAAGGAGGCUACAGCCCCAGGGGCAGAAACCAUUCAAACACUACUUCUCAGCUUCACGUGUUCUCCGUUAGUCACGGUGUUCACAGGGGUUUAUUUUUUGAGACCCAAUAAAGGAAUGUUUGUAAGCACCUCA
Messenger RNA from Heterocephalus glaber (naked mole-rat), 2448 nucleotides. RefSeq names its product HIRA interacting protein 3 (gene Hirip3). Lineage: Eukaryota; Metazoa; Chordata; Mammalia; Rodentia; Bathyergidae. The record is from RefSeq and is a predicted model, not a curated record. Gene Ontology annotation, cellular component: nucleus.